Messenger RNA from Melanaphis sacchari, 1943 nucleotides. RefSeq names its product elongation of very long chain fatty acids protein 4-like. Gene Ontology annotation, cellular component: endoplasmic reticulum membrane. Gene Ontology annotation, molecular function: fatty acid elongase activity. Lineage: Eukaryota; Metazoa; Arthropoda; Insecta; Hemiptera; Aphididae. Gene Ontology annotation, biological process: fatty acid elongation, saturated fatty acid; fatty acid elongation, monounsaturated fatty acid; sphingolipid biosynthetic process. The transcript has 7 exons. The record is from RefSeq and is a predicted model, not a curated record. The coding region runs from base 1 to 822 and encodes 273 amino acids.
AUGACUAGUGUGAAUUUGAGCAAUUUCAUUAAUAACACGCACCAUCAAUUUUUAAACUUAUUAAAUCAAGAAUUGAAAUUCGAUAAACAAAUCGAUUCAUGGAUGCUUAUGAGUACACCAUGGCCAAUUUUAUCAAUUCUGAUAGUUUAUUUGUUAUUUGUACUAAAAAUAGGCCCAAAGAUGAUGGAAAAUCGUGAACCAUUUAAAAUAAAACGUAUUAUGAUGGUUUAUAAUAUUUUACAAGCCAUGUAUAACUUAUUCAUAGUAUCAAAGAUAAUUGUUGCACCCGGCAUAUACACAUAUCUAAUAGUCAAUGUAUGUAAUCCAGUUGAAAGUGAAAGUAAUCAUCAUUUUAGAAAUAUGUUCUAUAUACAGUCGUGGCAUUAUUUUAUAUCAAAAAUAUUUGAUCUUCUGGAUACUGUAUUCUUUGUGUUGAGGAAAAAACAAUCUCAUGUUUCAUUUUUACACGUUUAUCAUCAUGUAAAUAUGGUCAUCACUGCUUGGACAUUCUUGAGAUUUAUAAAAAGUCAACAAGGGGUUGUUUGUGGUAUUCUUAACGCAUUCAUACAUACAAUAAUGUACAGCUAUUAUUUCCUGUCUGCUUUUGGUCCUCAAAUACAAAAAUAUCUGUGGUGGAAAAAAUACCUAACCCGUUUACAAAUUAUUCAAUUCAUAUUAGGCAUUGUCUAUGGUAUGGGCCUUUUUUUUUACGAUUGUGAAUUUCCACGACUAUUCGCCAUAUACAUGAUACUCGACGUAAUUUUAUUUUUGUACUUGUUUUUGAUAUUUUACAAGAAAACGUACAAAGAGAAAAAUACCUAAAUCUCAAUAAACUCUAUAAAAGAUAACGAAAAACACGUAAUUAAGUUGUAUCUAAUAAACAUAUUUUUCUAUAAAUCUAUAAUAAGCAUAUUAUAUAUAUAAUAUAUAGGUACACAUUUAUACGUGGAUAUUCGUAAUUUUAAUUAUUAAUUGAAUUAAUUGAAUAAUAUAAAGUUCGUAGGUAUCUUUCCCUGAUACUAUUUAUAGCCCCAUAUUUUCUAAACUUGUUAUAAUGGACUUAUCACACAAAGUCAAAUAUCUCAAAAACUACUCUUUAGAAUUUUGAUACUGAUAUAUUUAAAAAAAAAUUAUCUGCUGAAUAAUUUAGUUUCAAAGGAGGUUGUCAUUUAAAAUUUGUAUUUCCGCAGGACACUUCUUAAGUAAUACGAAAAAUCACAAUAGUUUGAAAAUAUAGUCUUUAAUUUUUAAAUAUCUUUAAAAGUUAUAAAAAUCAAAUUUUGAAUAAUUGCAAUUUCCAUUAUUGAAUAAGACAACGGGACUAAUCUUACUUGGUGAAUCACUCUAAAUACCACCGACACAUCAUAAUACACAGGUAUAAUAUAAUCAUCAAGUGCUAAAUACGCAAACCCGUGAGAUCUUCUGAAAUUCCGAUUUUAUUUUCCGUCUUUUACAUACAGUGAGAUUAUUAUAAGACACAUAUUCAUCCAAAAUAUUCAUAACUAUAGAGCUAGAAUUUGUACGCAACAGUGUGUUUUUGCAACUUCUGAUUAUUGCUUUAGUCAGUAAUGUCCAUCUUAUAAAUAGGUAAAUGGUGGUGUUUUUAUUUUAUAUAUUUUUACAUAUUUUGGACAAAAUGCACAUUAUUUCAUAUUUUGAAUAAAAUUAAUAUUAUUGCACAUUUCGGCUAUAGAAACACAAAAAAAUGUACGGUUUAUGGUAUAUUUCGUUACGAGAAAUUUUUAUUGUGACCAGUAUGUAUUGAUACAAUAAAAUUCAAAAAACACCUAUAAGAACAUAUUAAAAUCUAAAAGAAGACCGUUCAGUUUUAUUAGUAAAUGCUUCAUGUAAUGCAUUUGAAUAGUGUAAAUAGUUAAGAAUAAUAUUUUAUUAAUUUUAAAAUGUGUUAUUUUUAAUUUUAUUUUUAAGUGUACAUUUCAUAU